Xiphias gladius (swordfish) is the source of this 11785-nucleotide messenger RNA. It is a transcript of the gene pdzd2, whose product is annotated as PDZ domain containing 2. Bases 616 to 7974 code for a protein of 2452 amino acids. The record is from RefSeq and is a predicted model, not a curated record. Gene Ontology annotation, molecular function: protein binding. NCBI's taxonomy places the organism in Eukaryota, Metazoa, Chordata, Actinopteri, Istiophoriformes, Xiphiidae. The transcript is spliced from 26 exons.
AUGAAAGCUCAACAAUUCCCUAAAGCAUUUUAUCCAUACCUGUGGAUACAGAAAAACGCAGUACAUUAAUGACUGCAGUUCAUCUUCUGCAAUUCUGCUUCUCAGAUGGGGUUUCCUGCGGUGUAUAUCUUUUGAAUGGAGUUUGCAAGUCGGGAGCCACUUUUUUUCAAGAUGAACGUAAAUGCAGCUUUGCGCUACUUAAUUCUUGCACUGAUUUAACCGUUAAGACGCUUUUAUAAAUUGUCAAUGUGUAGAUUUAGGAGAAUUAGCUAACCCCAGUAUCUAGUUCACCUUAUAAAAACCCUGACAACAUGGAAUAUUCUGAUGUUUUGAACUGGAAUUAGGAGCCUUCGAACUGCAUCACCAUGUAGCCCAAAGGUAAUGUUCUGGUGCUUCAGACACCACAGCGGAAAUAUCCUGCCAGUAAUCUGAAAAUUUCCACCUCUGCUCAUCUGGAAAUCUCAGAGUCGAGUUUGCACAGUUUCUCUGCAGCCAGCCUCUUUCAGAAAUGUAUAUGGGGCUGUCAGCCCACCCUGGUUCCUGUGCCUGUACUAAGUUUUGAAGCGUCAGUGUGGUUAUUGGCGAGAGACCCACCAAAAGGCCCAGGAUGCCAGGAUGCCCAUCACUCAGGACAACGCCCUCAGCAUCCUCCCAUUGCUGGAGGACUGGCAGGGGGAUCAGGCUACAAGAUCACAGCAGGACCACAACCUGAAUCAGGACAUUUCUGGCUACAAGCAUGUCGAUCAGGACUCCAACCAGUAUGGUGAAGGGGAUAAUGUGUGCAGUAGCAGCAGUGUUAACAGUGUUAGUGUGGAGGACAUGUCGCUGUGUCUGGCUGCCAUUAAGAAGUUGGUGGAGUACAUUAACUUCAACUUUAUGGAGGGUGACACACCUCCAUCAGCCAGCCCAUCAUCCAGCAGUGAGGGGUUAGAUGUUGAGAUUCAUGCUGUUUUCCUCAGUAAAAAUCAGGCAGAUACAACUGAGUUUGGCCUCAGCUUUGGGAAUAUCCCUAUUUUUGGGGACCCUGAUGGGAGAAAGAAGGGAGGCCCAAGGAGGAGGCGGGACCAGGGCCCCAUCAUGGAUGUGGGCUGCAUCUGGGUGACAGAAGUGAGGAAGAGGAGCCCAGCAGCCCGCUGUGGGGAGAUCAAACUGAGAGACGAACUGCUGUCACUGAAUGGGCAGCUGAUGGUUGGAGUAGAUGUCAGUGGAGCCAGUUAUCUGGCUGACCAGUGCUGGAAUGGAGGCUGUAUCUACCUGAUCAUGCUGCGGCGAGUCAAGCGAAAGGCUCCUCUCCCUCCCUUUGAUCUCAGUGGCAGUGUCAGUACCGCUGUCAGCAGUGAUAGCAGUGAAGACCAACAGCAGGGCAGAGCUGCCUCUGAGCCCUCUGACAGAUCUGCAAACUGCAAACGCACACGCAAGUUUGGUGUCAUAUCACGAUCAUCUUUUAACCGAGACAACAGGGCCAGUACUGACCCAGAAAUCCAGAGCUGUUACAACGGGUAUACCUCUUCUAUUCCCACUGAUACAGAAGUCAGUUCUCCAGGAGAUGCCUCAGGUUACAUCCUCUCAUCACAUACACCUGCAGAGGAAAGCCGAGACGCCUUUCUUCAGCCCAGAGAGGGCAGCCACAUCUGGAAGAUGCACAUGGUGAAGGGUCAGGAGGGCCUGGGCAUACAGAUAACAGGGGGGCGUGGCUCCAAGCGCUCUCCUCAUGGCAUCAUUAUAGCUCAUAUAGAGGAGGGGGGUGCCAUUCACAGGGACGGUCGUCUUCAUGCUGGUGAUGAGUUGCUGAUGAUUAAUGGUCAGUCUCUGGUAGGUCUCACUCAUCAGGGGGCUGUAAAUAUUCUGCGCUCCACUACUGGUCUGGUCCAACUUGUGGUGGCCAGCAGGGAGGAGACAGAUGUGGGUUUUGAGCGCUUCCCAUCCACCAGUCUGCCAGACCUGGUCAGCACCUGCAGUUCCUUAUCCUCCCUGUCUCAGACUGCUCUUGCUCACUCACCCCAGACUUCCAACAGCAGCACGAGCCUUCACUGCCCCUUCCUGUUUACUAACCUGGAGAAACUAGAGGAACAAAGUCAAGUAGAGGCACCCAAAGGAUCCUUUGGCAACCCCACAGCCACAAAGCUCUGCAGCCGAUCCCAAGGUGGGAGCAGUCGCCUGGAGUCAGUGGGGGAGGAUGAUGAGCUGUUUGUGGACAAUGGUGUGAGCGGCUGUGAAGUGGUGGAUAAGCCUCCGCCUGGCCGACGUAAACACUCUCUACCUCAACAACUAGACAUUGCUGGAGUGAGACAGGAAUAUCAGAUAAUUAAGAAAUCAGCCCGUUCCCUGAGCACUAUUCAAGUGGAAUCUCCAUGGCGACUGGCACAGCCAUCUAUUAUCUCCAGUAUAGUGCUGAUGAAAGGCCAGGGCAAGGGCCUAGGAUUCAGUAUUGUUGGUGGGCAGGACUCAGCACGCGGUCAAAUGGGGAUUUUUGUCAAAACCAUUUUCCCUCAUGGAGCUGCGGCAGCUGAUGGACGACUGAAAGAGGGAGAUGAAAUACUGGAAGUGAACGGAGAGUCUCUCCAAGGACUCACACACCAACAAGCCAUCCAGACCUUCAAGCAACUGAAAAAAGGUGUGGUGACACUGACGAUUCGAACUCGUCUGCGUAGUCCCAGUCUGACACCCUGUCCGACCCCCACCCUCCUCAGUCGCUCCAGCUCGCCCAACUCUAAUACCAGCGGGGGAACUCCUGUCCCCUCAGGGUUUGAAGAGACUGAUGGCAGCAAGGGCCCUGGUCCUGGUCCAAAAGACUGCAUCAUCAUGGAGGUCACACUUAAUAAAGAGUCUGGUGUUGGUCUGGGGAUUGGAGUUUGCUUUCUGACCCUGGAGAACUCUGCUCUUGGCAUCUACAUCCACAGCUUGGCACUGGGAUCUGUGGCCAAGAUGGAUGGCAGGCUCAGUCGUGGAGAUCAGAUACUGGAGGUGGACUCAGUCAGUCUUCGUCACGCUGCUCUCAGCGAGGCGUAUGCAAUCCUCAGUGAAUGUGGCCCUGGACCGGUCAGUCUCAUUAUAAGCAGGCACCCUAACCCAAAGGUAUCAGAACAGGAGAUGGAUCACAUUAUAGCUCGAUCUACACACAGAGAAAAAAUGAGCAGGAACAGACACUCAUCUCCGUCCCAAGGUCUGUCCUGUAAGAGCCCCUACCCAUCGAUGAAGGACAGACAGGGAGAUGGCUCCACUGCUCUCAGCUGGACCAUGAAGAGAUUCCUUGAGCCUGGCAGUAGACAGAGGUCCCUGAGCACAGAGACAGAGUUAUCUCAGUACCUCUCACAGGACGUUUCCAGCCACUCAUUCCUGUCUGAGUCCAUGCCGAUGGGCUUGAACUGUGAUGAGGCUCUCCACCAGCCGAGUUGCAGUGCUUCCAUGGAUGUCAACUCAUCACUGUCACAUGAAGUGGAGAGUGGCCCUCUGUACAACGCAUCACCAGACAAGACCCCUGUCCCUCUUAAUGUAGAGGCAGUUUUCCAGCACACUACUGUCUCUAGCCCUACCUCAGUGCGGAGCCCACUUCAACGUCAGCGACGGGUGAUGUGCUUUGAAGAUGAGUUCAGUGAUGAUGAGGACUCAGACAAUACUGGAAACACUCGGCGCUUCGACAGACCAACAAAAUCUGACUCUGUUAACAUCAAUGAUGACCAAACAUCCCAAAUUUCCAAAAAUGAUUCAUCGGUUGUUAUUACUACAUCUACUACAUCACUGUUAGAUGUACAUGGAGACAGUGAAGAUGGUUGGGAAUUACAGAGGUGUGCAAACAAUGAUUUGACAACACCACUCUAUGGUAGUUUUUCACAGUGUGAGGAAGUAAUUACCAAUAAGUCUGAGUCACCCUUUAUGCCCACCUACUACCCCUUUGACUACAAAGCAGGGGUGGCAAGCAGUAUGGGCUCUGUGUCCAGUAAUUUGACCACCAUUAGUGAAAACUAUACAAAUCAAGAUGAUGGACAGUUGGUGUCAAAGUGCUCCCCCAAGCUUGAGCACAAAGCAGUGACACGGGUCAAAAGUGUGAUGAGCACUGAAGCACCAAACCUGCCCCAGCAGCAAAAGUCUAAAGUUAAUGAGCCCUUUCCACACGUGGCCCCAUCCCAGCCCCUGUCCCAUCCCACACAGUGUGGAAGAAACCCCAGGAUUGCUGGUGGGUCAAUACCCCAUCAGCACAGUAAGAAGGGAGAUGCCAGUGAGCUUGUGGGUGACACUGUGACGCUGAGGAGAUGUGAGGAUGAGUCUUUCGGGCUUGAUCUGGAGAUUAUUUCAUCCCCUCUGAAAGUUGUCAUCACUAGGUUAAAGCCUGGUGGUGCAGCAGAAAGGGGAUCUUCAGCCAAGCUGUGUCCUGGAGAUGAGAUUGUAAAAAUUGGAGAAAAGCUGGUGUGCUCCUCUAGUUACCAGGAAAUCUGUGAGCUAAUGCACAGCCUUCCUAUGACACUGUCCUUGGAAGUCAAGAGACCAGUUUCAGCUGUAGAUCGACUUUCCAGUUUGAUAAUUUCAUCAGGGAGCUGUGAUGGAAUCAUCAGACUGAGCCCAGCCAGAUCUGUUCAGGAGACGUCUGAUGAAGGACAAGUAAUAAUUGCAAAUUCAGGGAAUUCCAACCACACAACCCAAACAGAACAUGACUUUAAAAUACCCAUCACCAGUAUAGAUGACAUUUUAUUAGACGUGAGCCUCUGCAGUGAUAAAAAUACACACACCAAAUCCCCAUACAAAAUAUUGUACAAUGAGCCUGUAUCCUGUUGUUCAAGCCAACAUACUGUGACGCUGACUAAGAAAGCUGGCAUUGAGGUUCCAAUACAGUAUAGUCCCCUGGACUUCUCUAUCUUGGAUGCAGGAAAAAAAUGUGCCAUCCUCCCUGUUGAGACAAUACAUGUGAAUCAACCAAAGGAAAAUGCUGGUUCUAAAUAUAUGUACCCCACUGGAGAUGACAGUGAUUCAAACAGUGACUCCACCACUGACAGCAAUCUAAUGGUCAAUAAGAUGGUCAACAGUGGUGGAAGCCUUCAUGAGCCCUCCUCAGAUGAGGAAGAAGUGGAGUUUUGUUCUUGUGAUGCCCAGCAAUCUGCUGCUGGUGGACACUUUCAUUUAAGCCACUCAUCAAAUCGGUCUUCACCUUUUCAUCAAGCCAGCAGUCAAGAUACAAACCUGGAUCAGACCUUUGAGAUGAUGUGUGUCUCCUCUGAUGUCUCAGUGAGAAACAAAGAAAAUUCUGUGACAGCAACCCAGCGCUCGCAGCUUUGUCAGUUUUUCGGGAUGUCCUCUAUGGAGCAACCAUGCCAAAUUGCUGACAGUACAAUACCUGUGUCUCCUACAGGGUGCAGCAUUAACAGUGCCAUUGCACCCUAUAACAACGUUGAAGUAUGUUUGGCAUCCAGUCUUGGUAGCCUAAAUAUUUACAGCAGCCCCUCCCCACCAGAUAACCAAAGUGUCACUCAGGGUACUACUGCAAAUUUGCAUGCAGAUGCCUUGCUGACCUCAGAUUUGCUGAAGCAUUUGAAUACAAAAACACCCCUUUCACCUUCAAUGGAAUCAGAGAUCUGGGGUUCAAGCAUGGGCAGAUCAGAUACAAGAGUGCCAGCAUCAGUGAUAAACAAAGAAAAAGUCUUGAAAUGUAAAGCUAAUUUAAACCCUCAUGCUAGCUCCUCAAGUAAGAAGACCGCUGGUCUAAAACUCCUUGAUAAUUCAGACUGUCCUGUGUGGAGCAGCAUCUUUAAACUUCAGGUUGAAUCUCAAAUAAGACCAAACAUUAGUGCUCCCAAACUGAAAGGCCUAAGUAUUAAGAGCAAGAACAAAUCACAGGAAGUGCCUCUUCAAAAAUACAACAUCAGUGAAAGUCCAGUUCUUUCAAACAGUAAUGCUGCCUUGAACCAGUUAACAAAAUUACCACCAGUGGCAACAACAUCCAGCUGUUUGAAGACCAAUAACCAGUCUGAUAUGAACAGCUACCUUGCUUUGCCCAAAGUAAGUAACAGAAGGCAAGUUACACCGCAGCACAGACAUGCAGAUGGCACAUUACAAACUGUGCAGCUGGCCAAGGAGAAGAGCAUCCAUUUAGGUUCCAAAAUAACAGCAAGAUCACAGGGCCAUUCACAGCAACCUUCCACUCAGAGAACAUUUAUAGAAGUUCAUGUCUCUUCCAUAUCUGGUUCAUCAUCACCAGUUUUGGCACACUAUGAUACAGUGAAUUCAAAAGACUCUAAACACACUCAAAGAGGCACAGAUGCAAGAUUAGCAUCUAUGCUUUCUCCUGCCUAUUCCACUGUAGUAAAAACAAAUGCCAUCGUCUGUAACACAGAAUUGAAUUCACUGUGUCCUACUAAAGAAACUCAUUCAACCACAAUUAAUAGCUCAAAACCCAGUACUAUUGUGGAGACAAGUGAGAUCCUAAAGCCCUGCACAUCCAGAUUAUACAUAAAAACAAUCGAAAAGCAAAGCUUCUCCACAGGCGCUACCUUGUCUGCAGCCUACAAUCCCUUCUCUGUCCAGCAUAAGAUAAAGUCCUUUGAAAACCUAGCCAACUUUGAAAAGCCUGUGGGUAAAAACAGUGACAUUCAGUCUUAUACGCUGGCAUAUAGAGCCUCACUUAACCAAAGGAUUGCCGGUUAUAUAGGAUUGGUUAAUGCUAUUGACUGCCGGGCAAGGCAAAGAAGUUUUUUUUCUUAUGUGGAGAAUCUAAUCCCUACGACACCGUGCUCACCUCUUCUUGAUAAACCCUCAUCUAACAUUAAACUGAUGAACCUUGAGUUUCAACAUACAAGCUGUAACACAGCUCCCCUGUUGGAGGACAAUCCGGAGGCUGAAGUUCAAAAAUCUCCAGAUGGGAUUAAACCACAAACCCCUCCAGUGCUGCGGAGGAAACAUGGCAAACAGCCCCGCAGCAGGUUGCAGCAGCUCAGGGCUCUUAGUAUGCCUGAAUUGGAAAAACUAUGCUCAGUGGACUUUACCAGAGGACACGGUACAGCUGUACCUAAAACUGAGACUGGCAUCCAUCCCACAAUUCCUACAAAAGCCACAGUGGCUGAGAUUUUCCCGCCCUCUGCAACCCAGACAAAAGUGGAAGUGAACAAGGUGAGCUCAGAUGAUCCUGGAUACACUGAAGUGAUGCCUCAGACAACCCCAGAGACCCAUGCACAACAGCCUGGCUGGUCCAUCAGUUUAAAGGAGCUGGCUACUUCUCCUCUGAGUCAGUGUAAGCUGCAAACACUGCUGUUCUCCCUGACAGCUAAAUCAUACGUGUUGGCCCUGAUUCAGGAGGCCAAGGCCCUCUCUGAGGUUAACAACGAUACUCACCUUGUUGUCUUGAGUAAAGAAGAAGGCUUAGGGCUUGGUUUUAGUAUUGCUGGUGGAGUUGACCUUGAACAGAAGGCAAUAACUGUUCAUCGGGUCUUCACCAAAGGUGCAGCUAGCCUUGAAGGCACAAUCCAGAGAGGUGACAGCAUUUUAUCCAUAAAUGGCACAUGUCUGGAGGGUAAAACCCAUGGAGAGGCUGUGUCUUGCCUUCAUCAAGCCAGGCUGUCCAAUCAAGCCUUAGUAGUCAUUUGGAGAGACAAGGACGGUGAAGUAAAUGUCUCGGACAGACACAACUCGGCUAGCCAGCCAAAGUGUAUGCAACCUGCCAGGAAGAAAUCUUUGGAAGCUGGAGCAGUGGUGGAUUUAGGUCCAGAUCAUGCUUUAAUGGUGGAGCUUCACAAGACUUCUGCUGGCUUGGGCUUCAGUCUGGAGGGGGGAAAGUCCUCAAGCCACGGAGACAGGCCUCUCAUUGUCAAACGCAUCUUUAAAGGUGACCUUCUCUCUGAGGUGCUGCAGAGCUGUCGGGGGUUAUUGAAGUUGGCGAUGAGGUCCUGUCUAUCAACGGCUGUUCUCUGGAGGGCCUCAUGCACCAUGAUGCCUGGAAAAUCAUCAAAGCGACUAACGAAGGGCCCAACCACCUCCUCAUCCGCAAGUUGAGUACCUGACUGCAAUGAACAAGAAUAUUGAAACCUCUUGAGAAGGGCCAAUGUGAAACUCCCCUCUAACACAAGGUAUGGACCAGCAGUAGAAACGAGGACGAGCAUUUUCCCACUUUUCUACAAAUUUUCUGACUUCUUCGGACUUCAUUUGAGGUUUUGUGUUUUAUCCUGUUACAUGUGUUUAUACUUAUAAACAGGUCGAAUUGGAUGGACCAAUUACUAUUGAGGUGUACAGUGCUGAAUUAUGCUUUAUUUCAGAUGGGAAGCGCAGUUUGUUUACAGUAGAUUUACAUUGAAACAUUAAAGAAAACAAUAUGGUUGUCAGUUGUACCUUUUAUAAAAUAAAGUCCGUAUGUGAAAAGAUCUAUGGCUGGUUUUGGUUAUAGCAUCCAUCCUAACUUGUGUGAGAUAACAAUUGUUAAUAACCACAAAUGGGUGAAAUAAGGUAAUAACAUUUAAGGAAUGUAUAAAGCAGCUAGGAGGAAAACUUUGGCCUUAAAUUAAUCAAAGUUUUCUCGAAUUCUUACAAGGAAGAAUAAAUGUUAAGACUUGGUCUCAGCUCCCUAAUUAUUUUUAGAGGGCUUCAUUGGACAGUUCUCCUAAAUUAGUUAGGUGUGACCAGCAGAGACAGUAGCUGCACACUUUUAAUAUUUUGUGAAAUUUAUCAUGAUAAGUUGAUAAUAGACACAAGGUAUGUCCCAAUACCCCCACAACAUGAAAGAGUUCAUAAUAUAACAAUAUAAUAACAUUAUAUCAAGCUAUAUCAAUCAUAAAAAGUUAAAUAAUUAUUAUAUUGGCUAAACUGUGAAAUAAACAAAUUGUGUUGAGUUUUUGGUUGACCAAUGAGUUCUGUGUUAAGGAAAAAUGAUUGAGUAGUCCUCAUUUUACAACCAUCGGGGGUCACUGCAGUCAACAGUGAAAAAGGUGACCUAAACUUAUUUUUUACCUUGGGCAGUUUACCGCUGACCUUUGUAACAUUUCAGGAUUUUUCCACUGGACAUGAGCUGCUGAAAUGUCAAUAAAAACUGGAAAAAUUGAGUCCUACAACUUUUGACCGGUAGUGUAUUUCAACUGUAUAUACUGUAUAUGUAUAUGUUAUUAUCAUUAUUAUUAUUAUUAUUAUUAUCAAACAGAAAAUGUGCGUGUCCUCAGAUGUUUUUCUGUACUGCAAUAAUCUAGGAUCUACUCUUAUCCAAUUUAAGAAACCUCUGGAGCUCUCUUAAUUUCAAGAUUAUUUUAAGUUUUUACUCUAAAGUUAAUGAAUAGGAAUAAAAGUUUUUUUUCUAAAUAGACAGAAUAUCUCAUAACCCCUCAAUUAGAAAACAUACAUUUACUAUGUUUAAAUAAGGUAUUUUAGGUUAAUCUAACCCUAAGGGUUAGAUUCAGCUGGCAUCUCCUUUUUGUCUGGACUGGCUGUUUUCCCAGCAUGUGUAUGUUUUGUGAUCGAGGGUUAACGAGCUAUUCUGUCUUUUCCACCAGCACCUGAAUGCAGCAUGCAUUUUUGGAUCUGUGUAGAGCUGGAGACCUUGAAAAGAUUUUCAAAACACCACACGCAAAUGUAAACUGAUCCGUGCAUAUCAGGGGAUCCAUGCACACAUAUUUAACCAUCUGUAAAUAAAUCAAAAGAAUGUCACAAAUAUUUUUAGACAUUUUAGGAAGCUUUUUGAAAUCGAAAGUGAUCAGAUAUUUGAAAUUAAAGUUAAAAAUCUGUACUUAAAAUAUCAGUAUUUAUUCAGGUUUUGAUGUGUGCGUUUGCAAAAUUGAUUUACAUGUGUUGAAAUUAAGAUAUUUGUUUGUGAAUCUGAACACGCACAUUUGCUCCAACCAUCUGGAUCUGUGUUUAUCACAACUAUUCGACAAUAAACAUAUGCAAUUGAAUUUUUUUAAACUCCAUUUUAUUUUUUUAUUCCAUAAUAUUUCUCACUACCAAACAAUCUACUAUAUUUAUAAUAUAUCAGUAAGAAAAAUAAUCGAAAAUGAUCUGAAAUGGAAACAAACAGAAAACCAACUGUAGCAGGAAAGAAAUUCUGCUGUUGCUCGUUCUAGUUGUUUGCAUGGCUGAUAAAUGAAAAGAAAGAGGAAAAAAAAGUGGUGUAACAUCCUAUCAAAUGAUCAAAUCAAAUGCAAAAAGGAGGCUAAAACUACGUUACCCUCUUCUGAAUUAUACUAAUGCUUCAGCUAAUGUAUUAUUUAUCAUGACCAAUGCAUUAGCCUAUUGUAGAAUCACUCCAAAGCACAUCCCAGAAGGUGCUCACCUCUGUUUCUGUUCUGCAGCCAUCUAGAAUCUACUCUUAACUAGAUUCAGAGACCUCUGAAGCUCUCUUACUUUAAAGAGUAUUUUUCUGUUGUAAGAAAAUUUAUAAAUAACUUUUAUUCUUAAGUUAUCAAGUUGGAGCAAAAGUGGAACAUUUUUCCAUAUGUUUUGCGUAAGUUCAAAAUUUCAGUUAAUUAGGUUGAUAAAUAUAGGCCCCAAUAGUUUCUGCUGUUACCAGCCUAACAGGAUGCUCUGCAGAUUCUACUCGGGGUUUAAAAAAGGUGACAUGUAUAAUCAGAAUGGGAUUUAGCAAUUCGAAGUCCUUGGGUUUGUUUUAUGAAAGACCCUUUUAAAUAAUAUGGUAUAAAUUAGCUGUGGAGGUCAUAUAUAAAGAAAAUGGUCACGAGAUAUAAACCAAAGCUUUUAAAUGCUACUGUCUUUUUUAUUACAACCAAUUUACUUGCAUGAAAAAGUGCUUUUUACCAUUUACAAAAACACCAAGAUCACUAAAUGCACAGCUCAGGUCAGAGAUUUUACCUUAAUGUACUGAAACUUUUGACUGAGGAAGAUUAACAUUUGUAUAGAAACUGCAAUCUUGGUAAAACUUAAAGUGAAUUUCAUUUUAUUUCAAGGGUUUUUUUUACCACGAUCUAGUCUGAAACUGUUGAGGGAAUUGAACAAAUGAGGAAAAGAUUUCACUUUUGCUUUCUCUCUUGACAAAUGCAGAACUCACAUACGUUGGUAUUACUGUUAUGUGUUACCUAAGGUUUGCUGUUUUUAUCAACCUUUUUUUCGUGGGAUUUUAAUUUCCAGAUUUCCAGUGAAAUUCUUGUUCUGGGUUAUGAAUGGAUUUAUAAAAAAACUGAAUUAUGAUAAUAACAUGUUUUUUUUGUCAAAAAGAUAAUUGAAAACUCACACACUGCCAUAGGUAGAAAGCCAACACCAUACAAAAUUCAUGGUUUAAAUGCAGUACUAGUGGGUGUUAUGUCAAAAAAAGAAAACGUGAAACUUUCAGUGUAACACCUCAGCGUACCAGCAAACCCUUCACGAGAGAAGCUGCAGCUCAAACCUUUUCCCUGAUUUCAGAAACUCUAAGAGUAUUUUCAUCCUUAGAGUUUCCUCACUGCUAUACAACACAUGCCAUCACUCCUCUUUUUUCAGCAAGACAAGACAAGAAAAUUCAAAACCACCAUCAGAAAACAUUUAAUCACAAGGGAUCAAGGCAAGGAUGAAUCACAUUACAUUUUAUUCUGUGCUAAACUAACUGCUUAGUUGUAAAUAAUAUUUAUUGUUUCUUGAAAGGACAUAUCCUUUUUCUUUUGAGAUAUGUAUUAAUGACAUGACCAUUUCAUUUGAAUUACCCAGUGUCUUUCACAUUUGCCAUUUUUAUUCUUUUGUUCUGUUCUGUAUUGUUUUGUUUCAUAUAUUUUGUUUUACCAAAUAAAAUAACGUAUUAUUGGAGGUUUUAUGCUGAAUGGUAAUAUUUGCAGUAAUGACACAAAAAAUGCUCAGUAAAAUGAUGUGAAUAAUUACUCAAUUGGAAUAAUAAAAUAAU